CACGUGCCUCCUCUUUACCACCCCCAGGCUCAAGCGUACCGCAUUGGCAUCGGUAACGAACAAGGAAAACCAACUGUGGAAGCGCUGCUGCAACCGUUAUUAUCAAUAAACCAACUAAAUAUUAGAAAUUGCAAAGCGCAAUUUAGAGUAAUCCUCUGCGUAAUAAAUAGUUUUCCUUCAGAAAAAUCGUGUAUCCAGAUCGGACGUUUUCGUCGAGCUAAAGAAGAGAGUGCGUUAUUAACAAGACGCAGAGACGGAGCGCCGACCUCUGACGGUGACAUGAACCUGGGGAUGAUCAAGAAGUGGAGAUGAACAACUGAACAACCAUCAGGGCUUUAUCAAACCACUGUUUGUACCAUAGCCUCGUUUUAUUCAUGUACAGAAACACAUCUGCAAACUAAAGUUGUUGACUAUUUAUUGUAUUUGAAUUAGAAGAAAAAAAACCCGUCACCGACUAGAUAAACCAGACAGAGGAAGCAACAAUGGCACAUUUAAUUCGAAGCAAGUUUCAAAAUAAACUGUCAAAUGCGGCAACUUCCAUGUCGAAUAAAUCCACUGCGAAGGUGAGCGGGAUGAUGGCCAGGAUGGGCUUCCAGGCCGCCACAGACGAGGAGGGACUGGGCUUCGCCGCAUGCGAUGAUUUGGAUUACGACCACCGGCAAGGACUGCAGAUGGACAUCAUGAAAUCGGAUGAAAUGGGUGGUGGAGACGCUGGAGAAGGGAGUGGAGAGGGUGGCAUGGCUGGAGGAGAAGACGGAAUGGCGACUGGGGACAGCCACUACCAGAGAGAUGGCACCGGACCCCCGCCCUCCGGUUCUAAAGCCUCAGGUCUGGGCGAAGAAGAAAAAUCACCAAAAAUCACCGCUUGGGAAGCGGGCUGGAACGUCACCAAUGCAAUCCAGGGGAUGUUCGUUCUGGGUUUACCAUACGCCAUUCUCCACGGGGGCUACCUCGGACUGUUUCUCAUUAUUUUCGCCGCAGUGGUAUGUUGCUACACGGGGAAAAUCCUCAUCGCCUGCCUGUACGAGGAGGACGAAGACGGUCAACUGGUGCGUGUGAGGGACACAUACGUGGACAUAGCCAACGCGUGUUGUCAGCCGAGGUUUCCAUCUUUAGGUGGUCAUAUCGUGAAUGUAGCCCAGAUCAUUGAGCUGGUAAUGACGUGUAUCCUGUACGUUGUUGUGAGCGGUAACCUGAUGUACAACAGCUUUCCCACGCUUCCUAUCUCUCAGAAGUCCUGGGCCAUAGUGGCCACCGCCGCCCUGCUACCCUGCGCCUUCCUCAAGAACCUCAAGUCCGUCUCAAAAUUCAGCUUGCUGUGCACUAUCGCGCACUUCGUCAUCAACAUCCUGGUCAUUGCCUACUGCCUCUCCAGAGCGCGAGACUGGGCCUGGGACAAAGUCAAAUUCUACAUCGAUGUAAAGAAGUUUCCGAUUUCUAUUGGAAUCAUUGUGUUCAGUUACACCUCUCAGAUUUUCCUUCCGUCGCUCGAGGGGAACAUGCAGAAGCCCAGCGAGUUCCAUUGCAUGAUGAACUGGACCCACAUCGCCGCGUGUGUCCUCAAAGGCCUGUUCGCCCUCGUGGCCUACCUGACUUGGGCGGAUGCCACCAAGGAGGUCAUCACAGACAACCUGCCCUCAACCAUCAGGGCUGUCGUAAACCUCUUCUUAGUGUCCAAAGCCUUACUGUCAUACCCAUUACCAUUCUUCGCUGCAGUCGAGGUUUUGGAGAAAUCCUUUUUUAAUGAACAAGAACGCACGUGGUUCCCAAAUUGCUACGGGGGCGAUGGACGCCUGAAAGCGUGGGGCCUCACUCUCAGAUGCAGCCUUGUGGUGUUCACGUUGCUCAUGGCCAUUUAUGUACCGCAUUUUGCCCUUCUCAUGGGUCUAACCGGUAGCAUGACGGGCGCGGGGCUGUGCUUUCUGCUCCCCAGCCUCUUCCACCUCAAGCUGCUAUGGAGAAAGCUGCUAUGGCACCACGUAUUCUUUGAUGUCGCUAUAUUUGUAAUAGGAGGCAUAUGCGCUAUCUCCGGUUUCAUCCACUCAAUGGAGGGACUCAUAGAAGCUUAUAAAUAUGGCAUAGAAGAUUAGCCAAGCAACAGUCUGCUGGAUAUAGAUGUUACUGCACAUCCAUCUUAAAGUGAAUAACUGAAAUCACCACUGAGCGCAGUCAGCCCAUGCUUACACAAUUCAUGCGAAAUAAAUGCGCGCACAGAAUGCAGUGCACGCACACAUUUUCGCGUGCUCAUUACACCCUUGCAUUGACACACACGCGUGCGCGCGCGGAGAGUGAGAGACACAAAAGUCACAAAACAUGACACACGAUAUGGACAAUUCAACUUGUAAUGUAUAGCCUAAAUAUGACUAAAUGAAUAUCCAUAUGUUUCAGUGGAGUGAAGGUUUACAAUAGUUCAAUCGACCUAAACAAAAUUGCUAAAUGAGCAAUGCGUCAUUUCAUCUCUCUAUGGAGGUCUCGUGCCACCUGGAGAGCCAUUUCAUCUCUCUAUGGAGGUCUCGUGCCACCUGGAGAGCCAUUUCAUCUCUCUAUGGAGGUCUCGUGCCACCUGGAGAGCCAUUUCAUCUCUCUAUGGAGGUCUCGUGCCACCUGGAGAGCCAUUUCAUCUCUCUAUGGAGGUCUCGUGCCACCUGGAGAGCCAUUUCAUUUGACAUUCACGUUUACAUUCUUAGAAAAAAAAGCUUCUGGAGAGAACCAAAAAGGGUUCUAUGCUUGCUUCAUGUAUGGCACAACUUAAGGUUCUAUAUAGAACCAACGUUGGUCUAGAACCCUAUAUGGAACCCAAGGGUUCUAUGUUGAAAAACGUUUGGUUCCGUGGAGAAGAACCCCUGGGGGUUCUGAUCAAAGAACCCUACAAAAUGGUGCUAUAUAGAACCUUUCGGGGUGCUAAGCAAUAAACCCCUUGUUGGUUCUUUCCAGAAGCGUUUAUUAUAGGGGUGCGUGUGGUUGUGGACUUUGACAAUUCGACGGCAUAAUGUGACUAAAUGGCACAAACGAAGCUGUACGUUUUGAUAUGUUGCCAUUGUCUUCUUCUAAAUUAUUUGCAAUAUUUGAAAUAUUGUAAUGUGGACCUAUCAUGAUGACAACUAAUAUAAUGGCAAUAAAGUAUAUCACCAAGACAGAAUAAAUAGAAUACUUUUGUUUGAUUUAUUUAACCUUUAUUUAACAAGCAAGUAGGUUAAGAACAAACUAUGAUUUACAAUGACGGCCUACACCUAUACAUAUCAUGGAUUAUGCCCAUAUAACGUGUUACUGAAUAUCUCAAAUAUCUUUACUGAGAAGUCAUUAUUCUCUCCAAGCGCUAUAAUGGAAACAGUAUGAUUAUUAUGGUGGUCUAAUUACAUGCACAGCUACUUUAACUAUGCAUUGAAUGUAUGAUAUUGAGACAGAUAAGAAAAUCAUUCUGGAGUUGGAAGUUGGAAAAGAAAACGGUGAUAACCAGAGUAAGGAAAGACGUGUUUUUGGAUAUUUGAAUGAAUAACCAUUAGCCUACAACAUAUCGUUAGGCUUACACUUACCUGUCGCACAUGACAUUGUGAGGGGAAAAAACGGCAAAUCCCCUUGAAGUCAAAAGCCAAAUCGUUAGCGUUCGGAGAACGGCGUUUUAGGACCACAAGUUCCAAAGUUAUUUGACCCAUAUUCGCCCUAGACAGAGGAAAAUACUGUCGCGUCAGUAAGAACACCCAACCCACGUGGAAUUCUGUCACUCUCAAUUCGAAAUUAUCCCCUGUUUCACAUUAUGCAUUUUAAUUGUAAACUAUUCAUGCGAUAUUAAUGUGAAUAAUUCGAGGUCCGGAAUCAAGUGUCUGAAUAACACACAUAUGAAGACAUCAUACAAAGAAGAACAUGUCCAUAAAGACAUUUUUCAUUCUGUGCAAUCCAACGGGUCACGUGGAAAUGUUAUAAAACCGUAUGUGUAGUGUUAUUGUGGUUUCAAAAAGAUGGAAUGUAGCCUAUAUCUCAUAAAUCGUUAUCAUAUACCGUGAAAAUGAAUAUUAAAGAAUAAAGAAAUACGUGAAAUUAUAUUGUAUACAUGUGUGUGGUUUUAUGUGAUGAAAACGAACACCGUGAGAAACAUGUAUUUUUUUUCUCUAUAAAUAGAAUAAAAUGUUUUAAAAAUG
Molecule: messenger RNA, 4136 nt
Organism: Oncorhynchus gorbuscha (pink salmon)
Lineage: Eukaryota; Metazoa; Chordata; Actinopteri; Salmoniformes; Salmonidae
Gene: slc32a1
Product: solute carrier family 32 member 1
Exons: 2
Coding region: 483-2090 (535 amino acids)
Biological process (GO): amino acid transmembrane transport
Cellular component (GO): vacuolar membrane
Molecular function (GO): amino acid transmembrane transporter activity
Source: RefSeq, a predicted model, not a curated record